This is a messenger RNA of Amoebophrya sp. A120, 2374 nucleotides long. The record is from the annotation of a GenBank genome assembly. Lineage: Eukaryota; Dinophyceae; Syndiniales; Amoebophryaceae.
CAGCGUGUCUGUGCCUGUGCUGUAGUCGGAUUCCUUGUUGCAGCUUUUCCUUUUUCUUCUGAAUAGCCACGUGAAGGCACCUCCGUAAAUCAGUGCUUCUGUAUGACUGCAGAAGGGGGUAGAAGCAAUUGCCCCAUCGAAGAAGCCAAGAAGACCCGAGGAGCUGUCAGGAUAGUCUAAUACUAAUUGCGGAAUUUAUUGAAAUUUACCUCGUCGCGCUCACGAAGACGAAAGCACAAGCGAAAAGAGGAUUGAACAAGUAGCCCUCUGAAGAAACAUAAAACCUCCGUAGUGAAAUAAAAGUAAUAAAACGUCAAGAUGGCUGGUGAUCAGGAGGUACAGGACCCCGGUGUUGCUCCGCAAACGGCCGCCCCCGCCACGGCCGCAACCGCUGCUGCGACCAACGAGAGGCAAACGGGGACAGUGAAGUUUUUCUCCACAAAGGGCUACGGAUUUAUCGUGCAGCCAGACAACAAAGAAAUUUUCGUCCACAGCAAGGAGAUCAAAGGUAUGAUUUUUGUUGGAAGUAGCACUGCAAGAACUUGCAGCUCACUCUUUGAGAGGACAUCAAAGGCCUAGCUUCUUCUGCUCGCAAAAUCAACAAAGGCCUAGGCGCUGCAAAAUCUGCAAGAGCAAAUACAAGAAGCAGAUCGCCGAAGCAGGGCAGCCGAUUUGCUACGACUCCCACUCCCUCGCGAAGAAAAUCGGCAUGAUGGAAAAACAUGAGGAGCGUUGUGCUAAGAAGAAAAUGAAAAAAGAGACAGAAGUGCUCAUUGAUCAAGUGCAAUCAGACAGCGAUAGCGCACCACAGGAACACUGAUUUUUUUAAAUUACAGUGUAGACCCCACAGUUGGGUACAUCAUCAUCAUGCUGCGAAAUACUAUAUGAAUGUAUGAUAAUGAUUCUUUUGCGCGAGGAGGAGGACGAUGUUUUGUUUGUCAUACAAAAGGGCAAAGCCAAAGCGGUAGCUUGUUGCUUCGCAUUGAUUUAUACACUGUUUGCAGGUAAUUCACUUCAGUCGGGCGAUGAGGUCACCUACUUGGUUGGUAUGGACGGUCAGAAAAACAAACCGGUUGCAAUGGAGGUAACCGGCGGCUCGGGAAUGCCAAUGAGCGAAUUCAUUGCGAAGGGCAAGGCGCAGAACCAGCACAAAGGCGGCUUUGGAAAGGGCGGUGGAUAUCACGGGAUGGGACCACCCCCGUUCUUUGGCGACGCAGCGCACUUUGGCGGCAUGGGAGCUGGGUUUCCGCCACACUUUGGCGGCGGGUUCGGUAUAGAUUAUUAUACGAUGACAGAGACACGACAGUAUUACUACUAAUUCUUGUGUGAUUUUUGCACUUGCAUAUGCAUUCCCUUUCCCAGCAUCGCGCCUUUAUGUUCGCCCUGGCGGGUAGAAGUUUCUUUCGACUGAAGAUGCAGAGUCAUGAUUUUCUUCAUGACAACUGACUACUAGCUACCUCAAUUAUGUCAGGCUUCAAGGGCUUCGACGACGGGUCUGGCUGGGGUAAGCCAAAAGGCUUCGGAAAAGGGUUUGGUAAGGGAUUCGGGAAGCCGAAGGGCUUUGGUAAGAAAGGCGGCUUCGAUCACAUGGGAGGAAUUGACAUGACCAUGAUGGGCGGGAUGAUGUAGGCUACUAGGUGCACCAUCUACGCUACAGCAAUGAAUUUAGAUAGACCGCCUGAAGGUAAACAUAUGUUAAAAUGUACUUUGUACGCAACAUCUGUCCACCGCAGUGCUGAGUGAGGAUGCGGGCACAGUUACGAUUACUACUCUGGAUCAUCUUCCAGAUCUACAGUAUGAACUAGUGAAGCUUCUGUUUUGGGUGAGGAAAAAAAUUGAAGACCUAUGGAUCAUUUUGGAAGAGGAAGCACAAGCACUUGCCGACGUUGAAGAGCCCGACGCUUUUUGAUGGGACGAACAGAGCUAGAGGUUGUAGCACUACUACAGCAACUACAAGCUACAUGUAAGUUGUUUCGUCGCGGUCGUAACAACAAAAGUGCAACUGUCUAGUGCUGCAAUUUGCUUUAUUUUGAUGACAGAUUAGUAUCACACCAGCCGGCGCCCUUUUUAUGCCAUACUGUAAUUUUCGCGAGCGUUUGGAAGUUUCAGAGCCCUAUCUGUAGGCAUCUAUCAGGAGAACAACGAACUCUUUUGAUCGGCGGACUUUUCACAUAAAUCGACAAGAAUAAAAAAGAUACAUGAUGAGACCACCGCCGACAUCCUACAUUUUUUCGAUGCGAAUUGUCAGGUAGUUUUGAUACUGGAGAUGACGUGAGUGGAGAACUUUUUGGCAUCUUUUGCUGUUUGAAUUCUGAUCGCGCUCGAAAAGGACCUCCACCUUUCUGCUAAAAUACGAAACCCAAACUAGUACGAU